CAAAACAAACAGCGGCUUCCUGGCAUUAACGUAGAAUGUUGCUAAACACUUUGUGAUAUUAAUGUUUCACCUGAAUGUCAGACAUUUUAUCCCACUGCAGCCGAGCAGCUCACUCAUGGAAAACUUCGAUCCAAAGAUGUUCUGGAUCAUCUGGUUCCUGUGUUCUGUGUUGCUGUGUGAAUGCAGCCCGGUGCCUGACCCGGACUCUCCGAUGUUUGGGGAGGUCCAGUCGCCCCAGUACCCCCAGCCGUACCCCCCCAACCUGCAGCAGCAGUGGGAGCUGAGGGUUCCUGAAGGGUUCCAGAUCCGACUCACCUUCACCCACCUGGACAUCGAGGCGGCUGCAGGCUGCUACUACGACUCACUCACAGUUCUGCACAAGGAAAAGCUGCUGGGGAAGUUCUGUGGCACUGAGAACUCUGCUGACGGACAUCACCCCGGUAACCAUCCCAUCCUGUCUCCCGGCAACACUCUCAUGCUCAUCUUCCAAACCGACGACGACAACCCGGAGCGGCACCAGAACCUGGGCUUCUCGGCCCAGUACCAGGCCAUAGACGUAGAUGAAUGUUCAGCACCAGAACCUCUGGACGGGUCGGGUCCGCUCUGCUCCCAGAUCUGCCUCAACACACUGGGUUCUUACCUGUGCGCCUGUCACCAUGGUUACGAGCUGCGAUCGGACCAGCGCACCUGUGUGUUGUCCUGUGGUGGAGGUAUAUUUGAUGAACCGGAGGGUCACCUGUUCAGUCCAGGUUACCCGAUGAUCCCGCCUCACGCUGUGUCCUGUCAGUACAUUAUUUCUGUCGAACCCGGCUUCACUGUGUCUCUGAACUUCAGCGAUAACUUCCACAUCGAGAGCGUCGACACUGAGGACGGUUUAAUCUGCCUCCAUCACUGGCUGCUGGUGACCAUCCCAGACAGAGAACCCAUAAAGCUCUGUGGUGGGUUGAGUCCAGGACUGAUGGAAACCAACUCCAGCACCGUGAAGCUCGACUACCACACUGACGAUAAAGGACAGAGCCGAGGCUGGAGUCUGGACUAUAGAACCCAGAGGGUCCAGUGUCCGGUUCCUGGCCGUGUAGCUAACGGUCGGGUCACUCCUGUCCUGACGGAGUAUUUCUACAGAGACUAUCUCCACGUUCGCUGUGAUCAGGGAUACAAGCUGAUGAUGGAAGGUGAGGAGAUCCAGAGUUUCUUUACGAUGUGUGUAAGUUCUGGACGGUGGCAUCUUUCCCUGCCUGAGUGUCACAUAAUUGACUGUGGAGAACCUGAACCUCUGCUGAACGGAGCGGUGACCGUCCUGUCGGGUUUCCAGAAUCAGUACCGUUCUGUUGUUCAAUACCACUGUAAUCAACCUUUUUACUCUCCUCUGGGAGGCGUAAACGUUACUUUCAGGUGUGAUGCAGACAGACAGUGGAGAUCCACCCAUGAUGUGAUCAGCAGUCCAACAUGUUUACCAGUGUGUGGGCAGCCAACAAAGCUGAUCUCUGGCUACCAGCGGAUCAUCGGAGGCAGCAAUGCUCCACAUAAAACCAUCCCCUGGCAGGUGAUGCUGAGUGUGGGUUCAGGCCGAGGAGGAGGUAUGGUGAUCGCUGACCGCUGGAUCUUGACUGCAGCUCAUGUACUGGUAGCAAAUGGAGCAACGGUUCCUCCAGAAGACGUGCGGAUUUACAUGGGACAUAAUGACGUUAAGACGCUGAAGGACACUCCUGUCAACGCUUCUUCUCUCUAUAUUCACCCCGGCUACAAAAACCCAGACUUGUUAAACUACAACAAUGACAUCGCUCUGAUGAAACUGGAUCAACCAAUCACGUUUGACUCGUCUGUAAUGCCACUGUGUUUGCCAGCAGAGGGCGCCACGUAUGACACCGGUGUGAUGGGGCUGGUGUCAGGUUUUGGCAUCACAAUCAAUCGAGGUCGGGAGGUGUUAACAAACCGGCUGAAAUAUGUGCAGCUGCCGGUGGUGGACCAGGAGACAUGCAGCAGCUCGCUGUCUUCCAUCAGGAGAACCCGGUCCGACGUACCAAACCUGACGGAGAACAUGUUCUGUGCUGGAGUCCCAGAAGGUUCUAAGGACUCCUGCCAAGGCGACAGCGGAAGCGCCUUCACCCUGAGAGAAAACGGCCGGUUCUACGCUGCUGGGAUCGUCAGCUGGGGCAUCGAAUGUGGAAAACGGGGAACGUAUGGAGUUUAUACCAGAGUCUCCAACUACCUGCCCUGGAUCAACAACACCAUCCAGAACAACUGACUGGAGCUCAGUGCUACAGAACGUGAAGGCGUUCAUGAAGCUAAAGUAAAAUAAAAUCAGAACCAACCUUUAAUCAGAACAAA
Amphiprion ocellaris (clown anemonefish) is the source of this 2328-nucleotide messenger RNA. RefSeq names its product complement C1r-A subcomponent-like. Gene Ontology annotation, molecular function: serine-type endopeptidase activity; calcium ion binding. The transcript has 13 exons. Lineage: Eukaryota; Metazoa; Chordata; Actinopteri; Pomacentridae. Gene Ontology annotation, biological process: complement activation; proteolysis. The record is from RefSeq and is a predicted model, not a curated record. The coding region runs from base 62 to 2245 and encodes 727 amino acids. Gene Ontology annotation, cellular component: extracellular region.